AUGGCGAGAGACUGCCACAUCAGGCUGACAGAUCCGCUCGAUGAAAACUUCAAGGAAAUCGCCGAUCUAAAUGAGCUUAUGGUUGGAAAAGCGUGUAAUCGGGGGCGGUAUUGUUCUCCGACCCAGAUGCACUCAUGGGAACCCUUGAACCGCAUCUCAGAGUUGGAGCAAGAGAAACAUCUGUUGCGGCGUCGCCUGGACACGAAUCAGGGGGAGUAUGAGGCGAGGAUACUAGAGCUGCAGAAUGACAUCAAGGAGCUGAGUGCCAAGAUCGGCUCCAGGGAUACAUCUGUCAAACAGCGAGAUGAAGAAAAGGCGAACUUGAUCGCUGAACUCACAGCUCAAAACUCGCGGCUCACAGCUCAGCUGAAGGAGUCUUCGGCGACGGAAGCCCAGUUGCUGGCUCAACUCGACGGCCUUAAAGACCAGUGCUCCAUACGGAUGACCAGUUUAAAGGACCACGUCUCAAGUUUGGCAUCCUUGAAGUCCGAACUGGCAUUAGUUACUGACAAGAAACUGGACCUAGAGAAACGUCUCACCGGUUCCUUACGGGAUAAAGACAAUCUCUCCCAACAGCUGGAGGAAGCCAAUGACAGGAUUGCUGCUCUUGAGCGGCAGAUGAAAGAACAGGAACAUCUCUACCAGAACACAUUGAAGGACCUUGAACGUCUUCAGCGAUCACAUGAUACGCUGGCAGAGCGAGUCGGUGCACCGGAACCCGUCAAAACAACGAAAGUUGCAAGGUCUCUCCAUUCAGAAAUGGAGACAGAACCUGAAGAGCAGGACGACAGCUGGCUACGCACCGAAGCAGUGCAGGUGUUCAAACAACUCAGGUCACUGGCUCUUCAACUUAAUACAGGACACGACGAUGAUUCUGGAUUACACUCGGAUCUAUCAAUAUCCUCACUGGAUGGUGAUGAAGGGGAGACCUUAAGACGUGGAGCCUUGUCAGCCGCAUGCGCAGAUGCAGUUGCAGCUUACGCAACCUUAGAGGGCAGCAGAGUACGUGAUUCCAUUGCGGCGCAUGCGCGACGUUCUAUGGAGAGAGAGAGACAGAUUGACGAGAAGAACGAGUUAAUCGCUGAUUUGUCAUCUAAGCUGUCAGUAGCAGAGGUGGAAUUACGCGCUGCCGCUGAAGAACGUGACAAACUGCUUAAUGACGCAAACUACAGUAGUCUACAAAACGAUGAGGCUGUCGCUCGCGCAAGACAAGAGAGGGACGAAGCUAUCGAGAGGAAGAAAGCUGUCGAGGUUUCCCUUGCGAAGACCCGCGUGGAGUUGAUGCAGGCGAAUAGUCAGCUAUACGAAGCUGUCCGACAGAAGAUUGACCUUGGACAGCAGCUAGAGCAGUGGCAGAUGGACAUGCAAGAGCUGAUAGACGAGCAGAUGAAGCACAAGUUGACGUCAGAGAAGCGUCGCAAGAUCCCUCAACCCGUGCCUCCCACUCGCACUUCAAGGAUCCUGGGCUUCUUCCAGCGGUGA
Molecule: messenger RNA, 1482 nt
Organism: Pieris macdunnoughi
Lineage: Eukaryota; Metazoa; Arthropoda; Insecta; Lepidoptera; Pieridae
Source: the annotation of a GenBank genome assembly